This is a messenger RNA of Melanotaenia boesemani (Boeseman's rainbowfish), 1265 nucleotides long. Its product is annotated as glucagon-1-like. Gene Ontology annotation, cellular component: extracellular region. Gene Ontology annotation, molecular function: hormone activity; glucagon receptor binding. The record is from RefSeq and is a predicted model, not a curated record. The transcript is spliced from 6 exons. NCBI's taxonomy places the organism in Eukaryota, Metazoa, Chordata, Actinopteri, Atheriniformes, Melanotaeniidae. Gene Ontology annotation, biological process: response to starvation. The coding region runs from base 426 to 995 and encodes 189 amino acids.
AAAACAAAAACCCUUAACUGAAGUCGUCCAGCAGGAAAACACAAACAUUUAUUGAACUUUAUUGAUCGGCCGCAGCUGUAAAACACUGAUAACUGUCACUGAUCGAUAUUUCCAGCCCUUUGAGUCUGAUUGGAAAGAGUCCGUAAAUACUGACCCUCCAUCCAGAUAUAACGAGGCACAUAUGGCCUCCCAUCAUGAUGCAGUAGCGCAUUAGAGCUUCUCCGACUGUCUGUUUGACAGGAUGAGCAGCAGUUGUUUGAUCUUAACACAAAGCUUCACGCAUGAGCGGAUCCGCGUGUCUAAUGGGUCGAGAGGAACAGGAUGAGUCCGUAUAAAAGGCUGUAAAGUGGGACCCUGGUGCAUUCACACACCGGGCAGAGGGAUUAACGUCGCUGCUGGAAGGAAAAGAAGAAAAGGCUACAACCAUGAGAAGCGUCCACUCCCUGGCUGGCAUCCUCCUGGUCCUCGGCUUCGUCCGGAGCAGCUGGCAGCUUCCUCUGCUGGAGGCCGACGACACCACCAGUUUGGAGGCGGCCGACUCGUUAGCUGGCGAGUCCAGAGAGCAGCCGAGCAUGAAGAGGCAUUCAGAGGGAACGUUCUCAAACGACUACAGCAAAUAUCUGGAGGACAGGAAGGCGCAGGACUUUGUUCAGUGGCUGAUGAACAACAAGAGGAGCGGAGCUGCAGACAAGCGGCAUGCAGACGGGACCUUCACCAGCGACGUCAGCUCCUACCUCAAGGACCAGGCCAUCAAAGACUUCGUGGCCAAACUCAAGUCUGGACAAGUUCGAAGAGCUGGGGGGGUGACUGACCGCGGUGGGCAGUGUUUACAUCCUGUCCCUGUGUACACACUCAGAUCGGAGAGGCAUGUUGAUGGAAGCUUCACCAGCGACGUCAACAAGGUGCUGGACGCCAUGGCUGCCAAGAAGUAUUUGCUCUGGGUCAUGACCGCGAAGCCUUCGGGGGAAAGUAAGAAAAGACAAUGGGACCAAUGAAUCUUGCGCAGGGGUCCCUCUGUGCUGCACAGGGAGCCAUGUUGAGGAGGAAAAGGAAGCCAUAUUGAUUUGCAUGUUAAUAGAAAAGUUUCUGACUUGAUUAUGAAUGUAAUGCAAAGAUACAAAAACUGCAUCUCUUCCACAGAUAUAUGGAGCACAAGGGAAGGCUCGGCUUUUUUCUAGACAUGUUUUCUAUAUUUCUAAGUUUAAACAUGAGCACAGGCUCAUUCUCAGGUCGGCCUACGGAGGCGAUGUAGACCAGCAUGAAUA